AUGCCGAGCAAUCGACGGCGAGAAGCAGCGAGGGGAGGAAUCCUUGCAAUCUCGACGCUCCGAGUGACACUAGAAGCAAACCAACCCCGUCAAGCCAUGGCUUCGUCGUUUCCGCGACGCGUCAGAAUGUCCGUUCCGUCGACCACGUGGUUCUCGUCCUCCUCCCACGUGGUCGUCGCUGCGCUUCUCUGCGUCAUUGCGGCGCGUGCUGCCGCUGCAGUGUGUCAGAAUCUCGGCACCUGCAAGGACGGGCCUGAGGGCGACGGCACGUGCGCCUGCCCGCCCACCACCAUGUGGCGCCCUCACGAUUCCUCUACUUACCACCUCUCCCCACUCUCGUCUCCAUCCCCCCGACCCUCCCUUGCCCCCGGGACUCCAGUGUGUCAGAACCUUGGCACGUGCAAAGACGGGCCCGAGGGUGACGGCACGUGCGCCUGCCCUCCCACCACCACGGGGCCUCUCUGCGAGCUCUGCGCGCCCAACUACGACCCUGACACCAAGUGCACCACCAGUGAGGCUCAAUAG
This is a messenger RNA of Closterium sp. Naga37s-1, 525 nucleotides long. Lineage: Eukaryota; Viridiplantae; Streptophyta; Zygnematophyceae; Desmidiales; Closteriaceae. The record is from the annotation of a GenBank genome assembly.